Camelina sativa (false flax) is the source of this 1064-nucleotide messenger RNA. NCBI's taxonomy places the organism in Eukaryota, Viridiplantae, Streptophyta, Magnoliopsida, Brassicales, Brassicaceae. The record is from RefSeq and is a predicted model, not a curated record.
AAUAUAAAAAAAUGGCAGCAUCAUCAUCUCAUCUCUUCUUCGCACUCCCUUCGUCGCGUCUCCAUUCACCUUCUCCAGCUGCACCAAACCGGAACCGAGUUCGUGUUCUUGCUAAACCAGUCAAAACAAGCUCAGCAGAGUUCCAAAAGAGUAAUGUGAAGAGGAGUGUCAUGGACAUUGUUCAUCCUCACACAUCACAGAAACACCAAGAUGUCGUGGCAAUGAUCGGGCUAGAUGCAAUGAAAAGAGCAAACUCUACACUUGAGGAUUUCUUCAGGUCUUAUUCCUUGUUCCAUGGGUUGGAUAUUAACGAAGCACAGUCAAUAUUCAGAUAUUUACCCGUGCUUUCCUUCAUAGAGAGUUACAUAUAUCAGAUUGAUGUUCUUAAUGAGAAGAUGAUAGCUUCAAUUGAUGGAUGGACUGUUGAAUCACGAGUUUUGUUUGAAGAUCCACUGAAGCCUCUUGAAGAUCUGCUUGAACGUGAGGGUCUUUUGACACAAAGAAUACAACAAGAGUUCAAGUUAGGUGAAGAGUAUUGGGCGUUAGAAAGAAAGAUUUGUCAUGCUCAUUCAAACAAAGACAAGAUUUGUCUAGAAGAUGUGAUGAGAGCAAUUCAUUUGAAGUCUUUUGAUUACCGGGUGUUGAAUCUUCUACUAUACAAGUUGAGAGGAGAGAGGGUGAAUGAGUUGCAUAUGGACUUCUCGUCAGUAUCAGAAUUCCUGGUGGAAAUAGCAGAUGAUCUGUUCGAUUACGAGGACGAUGUGCUUGAGAACAAUUUCAAUGUAUUACGUAUGUUUGUGGGAAUGUUCGGCGCAUCGAAUGCCCCCACUGAACUGGCGAAGCAGAUAUCAAAAUUGGAAGAGAAGUAUGAAGAGAAAAAAAAAUCCUUGGAUCCACAUUUGUCUUCAAAGUACCAAAGAAGCUGUGAAGAAUCUACUAAAGCAGGUGGGAAAAUAUCUGGUAAUUCGGUGGGAACAUGGAAUAUACCGGCGGUUAUCUCCGACGAAGAAGCAUACCGAGCUGCUGCUCAACUUUCUCUUUCAAUUAUUGUAAGGCUUCUAUAA